This is a messenger RNA of Penicillium diatomitis, 1623 nucleotides long. RefSeq lists its product as uncharacterized. The transcript has a single exon. Bases 1 to 1623 code for a protein of 540 amino acids. Lineage: Eukaryota; Fungi; Ascomycota; Eurotiomycetes; Eurotiales; Aspergillaceae. The record is from RefSeq and is a predicted model, not a curated record.
AUGGCACCCCAAGAAGCUGAGGUUCUAUCAGCGUUAAAGCUUCUUCGUGAUACGCCUAGUGAUAUACUCAACACUCAUCGUGACCUGGCACUUCGGACCUUAACACAGAUUGGACGGGCUAUCAACGCCCAUUGGAUUGAAGAUGAAGCCCCGAACAGGGUCAAUGUGGGAGUCCAUGGCGGACCCUAUGGACCCACCGAGCCAGAAGCCCAACGUUCACAAUCAGAUACUUUCUCGCAACUCAUAGUCUCAAGCACGCCUUCUCAAGAGAGCAAUGCUUCAAGCCUACCGGGCCGUGGGCUCUCCAAGUCAUCCUCAAAAACUUCUCUGGAAAGCACUACACGCAAACGAAAGCGACAAGCGACCAAGGAUCCACAUUCCGCGGCAUUAAUCGGAGCUGCGAAAAAGAGGCUCCCUCGAAUCCUCGAAUUCUGCAAGUCCUAUGCUUCUCUUUCCGAGAUACUGCAGACCGAGCAGGAGAUGCAGUUUGCAGAUAAAAGGAUUGACCACCUGAAACAAAUUGACGGCAAUAAAACCCCAACCGAGGAACAGAAGCUUCUGAAAGGAUUGAGUCAACUAUCUCUCGCCCAGCAAUUCACCGACUGGGAGAUUGCGCGAGGCUGGAAGCCGAGAGCUGAUGUACUCUACAACGGGAUCGGGGCCCAUCCUCCUAAAACUGCUGGAAAAAUGACUAGAUUUGCCAGAGAACACGGCUACCCUGAAUCAGACCAUAAUGUCAUGCGAAAGGGGAUUCAGCGAGGAACGAACCAACUUCUUUUUCUUAAGUUGCUGAACGACAACUCCACCUCGCCUGACCAAAAAGAUGCCGCUAAAGGAAUCCUAGCCCUUGUCACAAUUUUCGAGUAUGCUCUAUUUCAAGCUCUUUCAGCUUCGGAGUUACCAACACUCGCAAAAUCCUUGCUGCAGGAAUGUGACAGUUCUGAAGUCAUUAUUGACAGCCAAAGCGGCCAGAGAAAUGUUGUUCUUGCAUCAGCACGGUAUAUUUCACAGUGGUUUGAGAACUUGAGUGGAGACUUUGAAAUGAUCUCACAAACAAUGAAACGGAGGAGGAGAGACACCCAUUCACUCGCACAUGUGACAUCUUCUCAAACCGGCGAUCGGCCUGUGGCUCCGACUCGUGCACGGCCUGCGGACUCCCAGACUGAGCCAAAUAGUGAGCCAGAUGGAGCGUCGAACUGCCAACCCAGCGAUGUUAUUCACCCCAGCAUGAACUCUCAUGAGCUCACGACGUUCUCCACGUUUCCUCGUGCUGAAUCAAACCCCCAGAGGAGUCAGACAAAUCCUUCAUUCAUGCAACUUCAACAAAUCCCGGAAGAGGUUGAAAUUGUGCCAAACCCAAGAUCACACGAUCUGGCUCAAUUCUCUAGAAAUACAACCGACGUCAAUUGCAGCUUGGCCAGUGACUCUGAGUCAUGUAGCAUGUCCCACGAGCUAAGUCUAUUCUCCACCAGCCCGUCAAAUAUCCCAAUCCAACAACAUCUGUUCGUCCCACGGUCGUGCUCUGCAUUUCCCGGUGACAUUCGCAAUCCAGUUUCGGAAAUACGAACAACACAAAAUAUGGCCUCUCAUGAGCUCUCUUCUUUUUCCACUAUCCCCGCAUGA